CAAUACAGAGCAUAAUCCUAAAGGUUUAAUAGCAGAGCAUACUCAUAUUGAUAAACAAAUUUAUACUCUAACACGUCGUCAAAAAACGGCUUUAGUAUGUAGUUUAAAUUGUAGUAUUAGUAUUUUCCAUCCAAAGUAGAUCGAUCAGGAGGGCAAGCUCUUGGAUAGCCUUGACUGUAACAGGUUGUAUAUUGUCUGAGCAAUCGUACUAUAAAAGCGUACGAUGACCAUAAAAUUUGGUAUUAUAUUAAUGCCGUGCUUCAUACACUGAUAUUUAUCAGUGUUAUGCGUUAAAGAGCAAAGGACGACGAGAAACCGCUUCAAAAAGAUAAGAGCUUGUAGUCGUAUGCCUUCAGAGUUUCUCCAAUCAAUUUUAACGCUAAUUAAGUGAGAAGAUCAUUUUCUCUAAGACAGAGUAAACAGCUGGAUGAAAAUGGCUGAAAUUGGAAAAGGAAUGCAAUACGUAACAUCGUUAGGUGGUCUGUUUAAAAUACUCGAGAUGGCACUUCUCUUUGUUGCGCUUGGCGUGGUAGGACUCUUCUUGAAGAACGGACCAGAAAAAGAUUACGAGAAGAAAAACAGGGUCGAAUUCUUUAUUGCAGCUACAGCAAUAGCCAUUGCAGUAACCGUUGUAUUCUUUAUGAUUUUCCUCACGGGGAUUCAUAAAAUUGUGAACAUAGCUUGGACAAAAACAGGGGCAGGUGUAUUUGCGUUUCUUGGAAUCCUAGUGGUAGUGGGAUCCACCAUGUUACUCGAAGCGCAUACAUCAUACAACGGUAACAAUUUCUGCGCUAUAUUGGAGACAUUGAACAAUAAAGUUCAAUGCAAGCAUCUUCUCACCGGAAUGAUUUUUGGAUUUAUCGCAGCUGCAGCGUUCAUCGUGGAUGCCAUAAUUCAUUAUAAAAUGCGAUAUGUAUAAACCAAAAUUACCAUCUUGACAUUCCUAUCGACUGGUUUGGUAGUAGUUUGUAUUAAAUGAAACAUAUGUAAAAACAUGAAAGUUAAAUUUCCAAGAAAUCUAUUUUAUCGAAGAAAUUAAAAUAUCAAGUCAUAAUAAUGUCAAAAAUACAAGAGUAUUUAUGUCAUCUCUAAAAUGGUUAUUAAAUGGGUAAAUUAAAUGGAAAGAAAAAA
This is a messenger RNA of Xenia sp. Carnegie-2017, 1131 nucleotides long. RefSeq lists its product as uncharacterized. The record is from RefSeq and is a predicted model, not a curated record. The transcript is spliced from 5 exons. NCBI's taxonomy places the organism in Eukaryota, Metazoa, Cnidaria, Anthozoa, Malacalcyonacea, Xeniidae. The coding region runs from base 428 to 919 and encodes 163 amino acids. Gene Ontology annotation, cellular component: membrane.